Molecule: messenger RNA, 4158 nt
Organism: Daphnia carinata
Lineage: Eukaryota; Metazoa; Arthropoda; Branchiopoda; Diplostraca; Daphniidae
Exons: 4
Coding region: 1-4158 (1385 amino acids)
Source: RefSeq, a predicted model, not a curated record
AUGGCCGCUCGAUAUGGCGUGGAUGGUGAGGCUACUAUUGAUGUUGGUGACCAGGAAGAAGCUGCUCGCGCUGCCUCGCCAAAUCGUUCAUGUACUUCUAAUUCUACCGGUCGACUGGAUCCUACUGCGUUGGUCAACAAGCGUUCUCAUCACCGAAGAAACUUCACUCAAAACUUGAAUCUAGUGAGGAAGGUGAUUGGGGAGACUGGAGCCAGCAGUUACACCGCUGAUCUCAUCAAGAAGGCUGACACCCACUACGAACAAUCCAUGUAUUACCAUCAUCGCUAUUGCGCAAAAUUGGGUAUCAACGACGACACCUGGCUGGAAAAUCUACGCCGUGAUUUUCAAGCUGUCCAUGAAGAGUUCGAAGCGCUGCGUCAUGUUGAGCAACCUGAUGUACCGUCAUCGCCUGCAGCAAAAACUCGCACGAGAGUCCAUGUUGCCGUGAUAUGGCUGAUCCGAAACGUCUACCUGAAUCUACUCCGCUGGACGUCACCUCUGGUUCCUUGCCGUGCCGCUGAACUCGAGCUCAAGUUGAUCCGGAAGAGAAGAGAAGAAGAGAAGGACGAAGAUCUACGCCUUAGCGAGCUGGCGCGCAAACGUCAGGAGGAGAAAGAGCACGUCACAGCCAGACGACAGGAACGAAAAAUCAAAGAAGAAAUCGGCCGGCUUCGCAUGAGUGAAGAGUUGUCGAAGAAACCUAUUCGUUCGUCUUCGCCGAUCUCUUUGAAUUCCCUCAGCGAAUCCGACGAGGAAUUCUUCCCUAGCCCGUCGUCAAAGCCGAAAACUCACAGAAACUUCCUGGAAUCGCGGUCGGCCAUCUUAAGAGUGGACGGCUGGAUCGACAACUUGGAGCAUAAACCAUCGGCUGUACCAGUAAACCCCCCUGUUCCAUGGAUGUCCGGAGGAUCGGCCCCAUUUGCGUGUAAGACCCCCUUUGACGGCGAUCCACGGGACUGGCUUCUGUUUGCUUCUCGUUUCCAGGCUUUUGUCCACGACGUCAUCCCGAAUGAUGCUCAACGCCUGGCCAUUCUGACGGAAUUGGUAGGCCCUGCGCCGCAUCUCCCCGCUGCUGAAGGCGCCCCGAGAUCGCCCGCUGCCAUUCGUGACCUUUUGAACCUUCCUUUCGUUAAGCCAGGUGAUCUCCCAGCACUUGAGUUAUUCUCCGAUCCGCUACAUGGAGCAGUCGUCGUAUUGGAGCAAGGAGGGCUGGAGCACGAUUUGAAGAGUGCUGCCAACUUACACCAAGCAGUUCAAAAGCUGCCGCCUCUUUUUCGCCAUCGCUGGGCCCCGUAUGUCCGAAAACGUAUACCAAGAAUCCUAGAUCUUAGCGAUCUCGAUCGUUUCCUGGAGGAGAUAGUAGAAGAGGAGAAGAUUGCAAGUGCGUCUGUAGAGCUAACGCCCAGGAUCGAGCUCCGCGGAAAGCGUGUCACUUUCGACAAUCCAAACCUCACAAGACACCCUUCAUUCAAACCCUCAGUCGCCAAGUCACCGCCCGUCCGUCCACCUCCGACCGUUUUGUCUACACAGGCCAUGAGAGAAGCUGACAUCGAGUGUCCGAGCUGCGGUGAGGUCCAUCGACUGAGUAGCUGUGCGGAAUUUAGACGGAAGUCGCCGAACGAUCGAGCGUUGGUGGUGAAGGAGAAAGGUUUCUGCUUCAAUUGUCUUGCAGGGAAACAUCGAAGUGCCGACUGUCGUUCGAAGCCGGCCUGUGAAUCGUCCGGAUGCCGUGCUCGCCAUCAUUCGUUGUUGCAUAGUGCGGAAAGAGUUUUCCCCGAGAAGAUUGGGCACCGCCGUUUUCCACCUCCGAACGAAGAUUCGAGCUACGUUCCAGGUCCCCAGACUUUCGCCAUUGCUCCCCGUUCAGCAUCAAAUGUUCUUCUGGCCGUUGUUCAAGUUCGUCUUCGUGCUGGUGAUAGAACCCUCGACGUCUUCGCCCUACUGGACAUCGGCAGCCAGGCUACUUUGUUGCGUGAGGAUGCAGCUGAGGCGCUCGGCCUGACGGGCCGUCCUCGCAAAAUUCGUUUUGGGACUUUCCACGGAAAGGAUCCACUCGCCGACACUCGUUUCGUGGAUUUCACAGUUUCAUCGCUGGACGGAGAAGAAAGUUGUCCGGUUUCCGACGCUUUCGUAGUACCCAAUCUUAAUGUUGGGCACCGAAGGAUGAAAAACUCUUCCGCCGCGUUCGAGUAUCUUCUUGGACUUGAUUUUCCCGCUCGUGAUGCCACAGAAGUUAAAAUUCUGAUCGGCAUGGACGUCCAAGACGCUCACCUGAAUCUUGAAGUCCGUCGCCCGCCAGCCGGAGUUAGAGGACCUAAUGCGGUUCGCACCCCGUUUGGUUGGUGCAUCGUGGGUAAAACCUUUUCCGCGCCCGCUGUGGAAGCAGCGCACGUAAAUUUCGUCAAGUUGGAUUCGAUCGAGCUGCUGGAGGAGUCCGUUGAGAGAAGAACUGCAGUCGAACAACGAUCUACGCAAAGCAGUUUCCGAACAAAUGCAAGAAGUCCUUCGCAGCGGCCACGCUACAAGAAUUACUUCGACCGAUCCUGGUUCGAGAAUCUGGUACCUCCCGUUUCACCCGGUUCAGCACCCAGCAAGCCCAACAAGGUUCGACUCGUUUAUGACGCCGCUGCCCGCUUUAAAGGAAUUGCCAUUAACGACAUCCUGCUGAAAGGACUGGAUCUUACGACCCAACUGCUCGCAGUGCUGCUUCGCUUUCGUGAGAGGAGGAUCGCUGUUACUGCCGACAUCGCCCGAAUGUUUUAUCAGGUUCUGGUGCGAGAAAGCGACCGACCGAUAUUUCGGUUUUUAUGGAGGGAACCUGGAACUGAAAAUCCUAUCCAGGAGUACCAGAUGACUGUGCACAUUUUCGGCGCCGUAUCUUCGCCAACGACUUGUAGUUUUGCCCUUCAACGCCUCGAAAAGGAUGCACCCGUCCACCUGCAAGAAGUCGCGAGCCGGAUUCACUCCGACUUCUAUGUGGAUAAUUUAUUGUCAUCGUUCGACGAAGUGAAAGACGGAACAUCAACUUGCCAGAAACUUGUGGAACUGCUUAGCCUAGGUGGCUUCAACCUCGUCCAGUUUCUCAGCUCUUCACGUUUAUUGCUGGAUUGCUUGCCCUCCGCGUCUCGCCUUACGCCCGAUCUCGAUUUUGACUUCGACGACUUGCCGACCGAACGGACGCUGGGUUAUCUGUGGAGUAGCGAACGAGAUGAGUUCCUCUUUUUUUUUAAGCCGUCAAACGAAGCCCAAUCGAAACGCUCCAUUCUGGCUGCCUUCGCGAGCAUUUACGAUCCGCUUGGUCUGCUCGCACCGGUGGUCUUGGUGGCGAAGAUUAUUCUUCAGGACAUCUGGCGGCUUAAAAGUGGAAGGAAUGAAGUUUUGCCUGCUGACAUUUUAAAUCGGUGGGGACGUUUUAUGGAACAUCUUCCUACGCUCGAGUCGCUGAACUUCCCGCGAAGUAUCAUUACGUGCCCUCAAUCCGCCUACUUAUCGUUCCAGUUACAUGCAUUUUCAGAUGCAUCGAAGGACGGAUUUGGAGUCGUCGUUUAUUUUCGUUCCGAGCUGCCUGACAAGAUCGAAGUUUCGUUCACAAUGGCGAAGGUGAGAGUUGCCCCCAUUCUCCAAAUCUCUAUCCCGAAGAUGGAACUCCAAGGUGCGCUGUUAGCAGUCCGGUUGGUGAACUACUUGCUGGAGGAGAUGACGCUGCCCAUUUCUUCCGUGUUUUUCUGGGUGGAUGCUAUGACCGUACUUCGUUGGAUCCACGCCAAUCAUCACCGCUACAACGUCUUCGUCGCCAAUAGAAUUUCAGAAAUCCUCGAUUCAACUACCCCGCAGCAGUGGCGCCAUGUUCCAGGCAUCCUAAGCCCGGCGGACGAAUGCAGCCACGGCCUCUGUCCGUCCGAACUCGACCCGAAUCAUCGUUGGUACCGUGGACCGGAGUUUCUUAUUCUACCACCAGAACAUUGGCCAGCCCAGAUGCCGGAUAGUGCACUAUGCGACGACGAUGAAGAAUCCAUCGCAUGCCUAGCUGUCAUCGUUUCUAGCGGACCGCUAGAUCAUUUUGCCGCCCGUAUCGACAAUCCGCACCGUCUCGUACGCAUUGUCGCCUGGAUCAAGAGAUUUACCACCAACAUGCGUAUCCUCAAUCUGCAACGGUAG